Molecule: messenger RNA, 850 nt
Organism: Drosophila navojoa
Lineage: Eukaryota; Metazoa; Arthropoda; Insecta; Diptera; Drosophilidae
Gene: Grx3
Product: Glutaredoxin 3
Biological process (GO): intracellular iron ion homeostasis
Cellular component (GO): cytosol; nucleus
Source: RefSeq, a predicted model, not a curated record
ACUUUUUACCAGCUGACAUUCUAAGUAGCAUUUCCAUCUAAAUUGGCUUUAAAAAGUUAACAUUAUUAAACCUCAUCAUAAAAAUGCCUGUGUUAACUGUAGAAAACUCCGAAGACUAUCAGAAAUACAUUAGCGCUGAUAAAACAACUGUUGCACUUUUCGCUGCCGACUGGGCCGAGCAAUGUGCUCAAGUUACCGAUGUGCUCAAAGAGCUGGACAGCAUUUUGGGCGAUAAGUUACAAUUCAUCACGCUAAAUGCUGAAAAGUACCCUGAAAUAUCAAUGAAACAUCAGAUCGAGGCAGUACCGACAGUAAUAUUCUUCAACAAGGGCUCGGCUGUGGAUCGCGUGGAUGGUGUGGAUGUUGCUGCCAUUACCAGCAAGUCCAAGAAGCUAGCCGAAAGUGCAAGCAGCGCUGCGGCAACUGGACAAACCCUGAAUGAUCGUUUGACAGCGCUAAUCAAUAAAGCGCCGCUGAUGAUAUUCAUGAAGGGCGAUCGAAAUGCUCCACGCUGUGGCUUCUCAAAGCAGCUGAUUGCUAUCAUUAACGAAACAAAUUUGCCGUAUGAAACUUUUGAUAUUCUUUCUGAUGAAGAGGUUCGUCAGGGAUUGAAGACAUUUUCAGACUGGCCAACAUAUCCGCAAGUUUAUGUAAAAGGAGAACUUAUUGGUGGCUUGGAUAUUAUCAAGGAACUGCUAGCGAACAACGAACUUGAAGCGUCACUAAAAGGCUAAACAUUUCAAGUCAUCCAUCCACUCAUUAGCCUAAUGAAAUCUGGAACAACUAACGCUUCUCACAAAUUUACAAUGUCCAAAAACUUUUAUAUUCCUAAAUAAAAGAGUCUUUGACA